CAGGGUGACCAAAUUAUUAUUAACCCUUGUAUUCUCCCAGAGUUCAGAGUUCUCUUUGAUAGUCUGAUCUGAUACCAAUAACGAGCACUUAAAAAGAAAAUAUGGAGAAGAUAGGGAGGCGAUUCCAAGGGAAGGUAGCCAUCGUCACUGCGUCCACACAGGGGAUCGGUUUCAGCAUCGCCGAGAGACUUGGCUUGGAAGGUGCUUCUGUUGUCAUUUCUUCUCGCAAGCAGAACAACGUAGAUAAGGCAGUUGAAAAGCUUAGAGCUCGAGGAAUCGACGUAUUAGGGGUUGUUUGCCAUGUUUCGAAUGCCCAGCACAGGAAGAACCUCAUAGAGAAGACUGUUCAGACAUAUGGGAAAAUAGAUGUAUUUGUAUCAAAUGCUGCUGCCAAUCCAGCUAUAGAUGCUAUUUUGGAAACUAAAGAAUCUGUCCUUGAUAAGCUCUGGGAAAUCAAUGUCAAAGCUACCAUACUUCUCCUAAAGGAUGUAGCACCACACCUGUCGAAGGGAUCAUCAGUUGUUUUGAUUUCAUCCAUUGCAGGCUAUCAACCACCGGCAUCAAUGGCCAUGUAUGGAGUGACAAAAACAGCUCUUCUUGGGUUAACCAAGGCUCUUGCAUCUGAGAUGGCUCCAGAUACCCGAGUCAACUGUAUAGCUCCUGGUUUUGUACCUACCCACUUCGCUGAUUUUCUCACAAGAGAUGAAGAUAGAAGAAAGCAUCUUGAGGAGAGGACCUUACUUGGUAGGCUUGGAACCACCGAAGACAUGGCUGCAGCCACAGCCUUCUUGGCAUCUGAUGAUGCGUCUUACAUAACAGGAGAGACAUUGAUUGUAGCUGGAGGAAUGCCAUCAAGACUGUAGCAUUUUCCGUUUAGUACCUUUCUUUCUAUUGCUUCAGAAUGUAAUUCACUUUUGCUUGGAUUCUGGUUAAUGUGAUGUUACCAAUUUUAUCUUCUUAAUACUUGUUAUACUAAACGAAGCUGAAUAACCUAAUAACCACUCGAGCAGUUUACUUGA
This is a messenger RNA of Nelumbo nucifera (sacred lotus), 1019 nucleotides long. RefSeq names its product indole-3-butyric acid response 1 (gene IBR1). The record is from RefSeq and is a predicted model, not a curated record. Gene Ontology annotation, molecular function: oxidoreductase activity. Lineage: Eukaryota; Viridiplantae; Streptophyta; Magnoliopsida; Proteales; Nelumbonaceae.